Molecule: messenger RNA, 1140 nt
Organism: Acanthocheilonema viteae
Lineage: Eukaryota; Metazoa; Nematoda; Chromadorea; Rhabditida; Onchocercidae
Source: the annotation of a GenBank genome assembly
AUGGCCAGGAUGACAACGGGUAUUUCGAUCCAUGUUCAGCCUCAAGAAAUUUCACUUAUUGUUGAAGAAGAUAAAACUGUUCAGUUUUAUACCACUGAUAAUUUGCCAUCACCUGUUGAUAUCACAUUGAUGCGAUCAGAUUUAUUCGACGGCACGCCACACAUUUUCCAACUUGAUAAUCAAACACGAUCAGCAAACAUUGUGAUAACGGGUUUACAGAUUACAAGUCAUUCCAUAUUGGAAAUCGAAGAAUGCAAUUCUACAAAUCCAGUUGGCAAAUGUCCCUUCAAUAAUUUGGAGUCUGCUUUUGUCUCAGUGAAAGUGGUGCAUAGUAAGUUAUUAUCAAUCGGUGUGAUUGUUACUGGUUGGAUAUAUUUCUUCGCUUGGAGUAUAUCGUUUUAUCCACAAAUAAUUCUUAAUUAUAAUAGGAAAAGUGUUGUUGGAUUGAAUUUUGAUUUUUUGUUAUUGAAUAUUAUUGGCUUCACAUGUUAUACAUCUUACAAUGUUUUAAUGUAUUUUGAUACAUAUAUUCAGGAAUUAUACCAACGUGAUCAUCCUCAUAAUUUAAUUCCCGUUUUAUUCAAUGAUGUCAUAUUUGCCACACAUGCGCUUUUAGCGUGCCUUGUCACUGCCUUGCAAUGCUUUCUUUACGAACGUGGUAAUCAACGUAUUUCAUAUACUUGCUGGCGUCUUGCAACUUUAUUUGGACUAAUUGCUGGAAUAACCUUAAUAUUAACCGUAUUCGAGAUAAUGAAUCCAUUGCAGUACAUUAUGGGUUUAUCCUAUAUUAAAAUGGCUAUUACGAUUUGUAAAUACUUCCCACAGGCGUUAAUGAAUUUCCGACGGCGAAACACGGCAGGAUGGUCGAUAGGAAAUGUUUUGUUAGAUUUUUUGGGUGGACUGAUGGAUAUCACACAAAUGAUUUUGCAAGGAGCAAAUACAGACGACUGGUCAAUAUUUUAUGGAAAUCCAGUGAAAUUUGGUCUUGGAUUAGUAUCAAUGCAAUUCGAUGUAAUCUUCAUGGUGCAACAUUACUGUUUGUACCGAAAUUCUGGUGAAGAUAGUGCAAAGGAAAAUGGUUAUAAACCAAAUGUGGAACCACCACUACAACUAACACCAUCAUCGCUGCCGAUGCCAUGA